This is a messenger RNA of Suillus plorans, 429 nucleotides long. RefSeq lists its product as uncharacterized. The transcript is spliced from 2 exons. Lineage: Eukaryota; Fungi; Basidiomycota; Agaricomycetes; Boletales; Suillaceae. The record is from RefSeq and is a predicted model, not a curated record. Bases 1 to 429 code for a protein of 142 amino acids.
AUGGGAUAUAUAUGUAUCAUCACACAUUGGGUUCCGGAGGAUGCAGAGUGGCAGAGGGUGGGAAGGCUCAUGGCUAACAGAAAGUAUCAGCAUGCACUGAAUUGUUUGGAAGGGUUGAUAGUCACGCAUAUUUUUGAACUUACAAAGAUGAAUAGGGCAGGGACAGGUUACAAGCUGUGCAAACAUAUUGUAAAGGCAUUGCAGACACGCUCUGCUGCCAUCAAAUCCGCUCUCAGCACUUAUAACACUGUUGCCAGUGCAAUGUCCUCUCCUCAGAAAACCCUCAAGUGGGAGGAGAUUGUCAAUUACACAUUUCUCGCAGACUUUGAUCUGCUAUGCGACACACAUGCAGAUAUUUCUCAAUCCCCUUGGUCUUCACCUGCAGCACGCAGUGCAAUGGACCUUCACUUCAAGAUCUGUUGUGCAUGA